AUGUUGACAGACGACCUUCGUAAAGAUCACCGUGUACAGAUACAGUCUAGGUUACUCUCUGUGGCCUCCAACUCAUCACCCCUGGAGAAUAUCGUUCAGCUCAUUUCUGCUGCUGUCAUUAUCUUUGAACACUCUUUCGACAUUUUCGACAAGCGGCGCUAUCUUCAGGAUGAGGAGUCUGAUCCCUCGUUUUAUGUUGCUCUCGAGCAGUACAUGGCAUCUCCACAUGCAGCUGCUGUCAGGGAAGCUGUGAACACUGCCGUCCAUGCAUAUGAAGAAGCUGUAGCUACUGCCGUCCAGGCAUAUGAAGAAGCCAUGAGGACUGCUGUCUUCCCAUAUCAAGGAAGACUGUCUGCUUGGAUGGCGAAGUUACCGUUUAAGCGCUUCAAGAGGAAGGCACAAGAAGCUUUUGAACACUCUCAGGAGGCGAAGCAAUCCUUUGAAUGCUCUCAGGCAAAGGAAAAAGAAUCUUCGUGCACUUAA
Molecule: messenger RNA, 483 nt
Organism: Suillus discolor
Lineage: Eukaryota; Fungi; Basidiomycota; Agaricomycetes; Boletales; Suillaceae
Exons: 4
Coding region: 1-483 (160 amino acids)
Source: RefSeq, a predicted model, not a curated record